AUGACGGACAAACUCAAACUCGCGCUCUUGUUUUUCGGACUGAUCAUUGCGCGCCUCUUAAGAAAUAGAUUGCGGUUGUCAGGCAUCCCUGGGCCAUGGCUGGCUGGCUAUACGCGACUCUGGAAGCUGCAUAAUGUGUGGCAAGGGCAGCAUCAUCAAACGGCUCUGGAAUUGCACCGACGAUACGGUCCAUUGGUGCGAAUUGGCCCUGACCACAUUUCGGUCAGUGAUCCGACGGCGAUUUCCAUUAUCUACGGCAUCAAUAAGAACUUCACCAAGACGGCCUUCUAUCCCAUCCAAUGCAUCUCGUGGAACAAAAGACCGCAGAUGAAUCUCUUCUCUACGCGGGACGAGCGCUUUCAUCGCGAUCAGAAACGUCCCAUCGCUAGCGCAUUUAGUAUGACUGCAAUGCUAGAAAUUGAGCCGGCCGUGGAUUCGUGCACCGACAUCUUCCUGACCCAGAUCCGCAAGACGAUUGACGCCCAGGAACCGAUCGAUUUAGCUACCUGGCUGCAGUACUAUGCUUUUGACGUCGUAGGCGAGAUGUGUUUCGCACAAAAGUUCGGAUUUCUCCAGCAGGGACGCGACGUGGACGGCAUGAUCAAGGCCAUUCGCGGCAUGAUCCAGUAUGCCGCCGUGUGUGGCCAAAUCCCAGAGGCUCAUCAGGUCCUGUUGGGGAAUUCUCUGUUUCCUCUUGUGAUGCCUCAAAUGGAGCUGUGGAACAAGGUGGUGAUGUUUACCCUGAAGGCCAUCAACAGCCGAGGAUCGUUGCAGCGCGAUGGAGAGAUGGAGAAGACCGCCACAGAGGGAGGUAAAGACAUGAUGUCUCGCUGGAUGGCGAUGCAUGAGGAGGAUCCCACGAAGCUGUCGACUAGGGAUUUGAUCGUGCAUCUGUCAACCAACGUCUUCGCAGGAUCCGACACGACCGCCAUCGCCCUGCGAGCCAUUCUAUACUACCUCAUACGUCAUCCUCCCGCCAUGAAAAAGACGCAGACAGAGAUUGACCGAGCAGAUCGAGCCGGCCAACUUGGCAAUUUCAUCUCCUACCAGGAAUCUGUCCACCAUCUACCAUACUUUGGGGCCGUCAUGAAGGAGGCGAUGCGACUGCAUCCAUCUAUCGGCAUGACGCUGGAGCGCCGCGUGCCCGAUCAAGGGGUUACUCUGGCGGGCACGUAUAUCCCCGGAGGUACCACCGUAGGAGUCAAUCCUUGGGUUGUGCAUCGCGACCCGGACGCUUUUCCCGAACCCGAUGUCUUUCGUCCCGAACGAUGGCUGGAAAGCUCGCCCGCGCAACUGCAAAAUAUGGACAAGGCCUUUUUCAAUUUCGGAGCCGGCUCGCGCUCCUGCGUGGGAAAGGCGAUUUCUUUGAUGGAGAUGCAGAAAGUCGUGCCCCAGCUGCUGCGAUCGUUUGAUAUUCAGUUGCAUGAAGACAAGCCGUGGAAAGUACGAAAUGCCUGGUUCAUGCAACAGGAGGAGUUCAUCUGCGACAUAGUUCCUAGGGAGCAGUAUAAAUAA
This is a messenger RNA of Aspergillus affinis, 1515 nucleotides long. RefSeq names its product cytochrome P450. Bases 1 to 1515 code for a protein of 504 amino acids. The transcript has 2 exons. The record is from RefSeq and is a predicted model, not a curated record. Gene Ontology annotation, molecular function: iron ion binding; heme binding; monooxygenase activity. NCBI's taxonomy places the organism in Eukaryota, Fungi, Ascomycota, Eurotiomycetes, Eurotiales, Aspergillaceae.